AGUGCUGUAUAAAAUAAAAUAGUAUCCUAAUUCACAAAAUUUCCAAGAUAUAAAGGUAAUUUGCAUGCUCUCUUUGGUUCUUUAAUAAAGUUGUAUUGAGUUCUUUGGUUGUGCAGAACUUGAAGGGGAGGAGCAGACAGAAGCCUCUUAUCCAGGUAAUCUCCUGAUCCAUCUGCUGCUCCUUCACCCAUCACUGAGCAACAACAGCGCAGCGGAAACCAUGCUGCUCUCUCCUGCAGCUGAGCGCAGUCAGGACGGUUUGCUGUCGGUGCUCUGGGAGCUACUGGAGGAUCAGUCUCACCGUGAGCUGUUUGGUCUUGAGUUGGGAUCAGGCACAGGGCAGCAUGUGGUGCACUUCACUCAAGAAAUGCCCUUUGUCACGUGGCAGCCUUCAGACAUCAAGGAGGAAGCACAGAACAGUAUCAGAGCUUAUAUAGGGGCCACUAAGGCAAAAACAGUGCUGGAGCCGGUGUAUCUGGAUGCCAGUCAACCCUGGGAGAAAUGGGCAGGACUUCCACAAAGCUCUUGUGACAUUAUUAUAGCAAUCAACCUGCUUCAGUACAGCCCCUUCAGAACUGCAGAGGGUGUGUUUAAAGGAUCUGGGCAGAUACUGAAACAGAACGGCCUUUUAAUGACUUACGGACCGUACGCUAUCAAUGGAACAAUCACACCAAUCUGCAAUGAACAACUGGACCAGACAUUACGCCAGAUGAAUCCGGAUUGGGGUCUUCCAGACAUCGAUGUGCUCAGACAAAUGGCAUUCAGUAACGGAAUGAGAAUGGAACGAAUGAUCGAGAUGUCUGAGAGUAACAAAUGCCUUGUCUUCAGAAAACCGUAGGAAAUCUGUCCAUCCAGAGAACAUGGAUCCAGUUUCCAGGAUAAAAUAUUUACAACGUUUCACUUUCUUUUAGUCAGUUUCUCAUUCUGCCUGCACUUCAAACACACAAAUUAACAGACUGACAUGGUUUUAUUGUGCACAUACUUUCAGAGUCAGGAAAAGAAACAUUUCCACUAAUGUGUGACCAAUAAAAAACAAGAUAUUUAUUAAAUAUGAUCUUAAAAUGUAUUAUUUUUAUCAUGAGGCGGAUCAGUAUGGAAUAAAGAUGAUAUUAAAGGGGUUACAGACGUCACCGGUUCUGUGUGUGUGUGUGUUACAAACAUGCAGCGUUCACGUCAUCCAUCAAAACCAUCCACAGGCUGUCAACAGUUUUUACAAUCGCUGUCUAAAAAUAGACUUCCUUUGUCUGCCAUUGAUCCAGUACUCAAUUUUGCACUGUAAUUAAUUGGUAAUGAAACCGCGGCUUUGAGAUCGAUUGAUUGGUCUAGUUCUGCGCAGUCAGGUCUGAACCCCUGGCCAAGCCACUCUGUGAAGAUCCACAAAGAGCAAAGACAAAUAGAUGUGACGUCUGGCAAACUUACAUGUAGUAUCUGGAAACACCAGCCUAUUUACUUUGAAUAGAUUGGUGAUAUGCAAAUAGCAGUAAAGUUGACAUCUCAUUGGCUGUUAAUUAUACGACAGAAGUCAAUGUUUGCGCCAUCUACCGCAUAAAUCAUUAGCGAGGAUUCCACAACACUGACCCCAAACGCAGAGCUUCUGAAGCAUCUCUAGAAUCGCAACCAUGGAAACCAGCACUGGAAUGUCACAUGAUCUUACAGCAUUUCAGAGCAAAUCGGAACUGAAAACCUGCUAUGAUGCCGCAGUGACUCUGCUAAAGUCAGCAAGUCUCUUAACCAAAGAAAAAACAUGGCUGUCACGUAUUCACUCAUGCAAACACAUCUUAGAAAAAUACAAGACAAAGGAUGGUUAUGUCUUUUUGAAUCGUAUUGUGUUUGUUUCUCUAUGGUACGAAUGGCUAACUUCACAUCAGCUUAGUUUUAUGAGGAAAAACUACAUUUGUGAAAAUCUAGAGAUGGAAGUUAGAGGUAGGAUGAAUCUCACAACAUGUCCAGUUCAUAUUUUGAAUAGAAUCUCAUUUCUGCCACCUAAGCUUUAGUGAAACUUCUUUGAUAAAACAUCAACAUUAUGGGAUAUUAAUUAUAUGAUCAUUAUGAGAUCAUAAUUUUGACUUUUUAUCUCAAAUAUGACUUAGUAUCUCAUAAUUUUGACUGUCAGAACUAUGACUUAGUGUAAUAAAAAAAAAAACUAAAUUAAGAGAUACAAUGUCAUAAUUGAGAUUGACAAAACACAAUUAUGACAAAGUAGAACUUUGACAAUGACUUAGUAUCUCAGUUUUGACUUUGUAUGAGAUACUAAAGUCAUGAUUCUGAGAUACAAAGUCUUAAUUAUGACGAAUCUUUUUCUCAUAAUGACUUACAAUGUCAACUUUGAAUUUUAAAUAAGUUGACCUUAUGACAUUAAUGACAUACUGUGUCAAUUAUGACUUAGUAUUGUAUAAUUUUGACAUUACAUUUCAACUUGUGUCAUAAUUAUGAUUUACCAAAGUAUUACUAUUUUAUGUUGCAGAAAUGGGCUUUAAACAUUCUAGGACCAUUAAGAUUCUUUGCAUCUUCAUAAAUCAUAUUUCCACCAAAACUCUCAUAUGUUUAACGUGUCAAGGCAACUUGUUUUUUGUUUUUUUUGGUAAUUCUAAUAAUUGUCAAUGGUGAAUCUCAUUACUAAUAUAGUCAUUUUUAAAUCAGGAUAUCAGGAUAAAGGCAGAACAACAAAUGAAGAGUUCACAUGCAAAAGCCUCUAAGUGCCAUUUGAAAUUUUCUUCUAAAAUGAUCAUUUUUCUCA
Messenger RNA from Sinocyclocheilus anshuiensis, 2737 nucleotides. RefSeq names its product UPF0585 protein C16orf13 homolog B-like. The transcript has 7 exons. Bases 221 to 838 code for a protein of 205 amino acids. The record is from RefSeq and is a predicted model, not a curated record. NCBI's taxonomy places the organism in Eukaryota, Metazoa, Chordata, Actinopteri, Cypriniformes, Cyprinidae.